UUGAGAAUAAUAGGUAUCUUCAUCAUGAUAGCGGUUCAGGCGAAAUUGCAAAUUUUAUUUGUUUUCGCUGUGUCUGCCACCAAAACAGACUAUUUGCUCUCUGAUGAAUUUAUUGAUUUGAUAAAUUCUAAACAGAAUUCCUGGAAAGCUGGAAGAAAUUUCAAUCUAAAUACACCAUUUACAUAUAUCGAGAAUCUUAUGGGUGCUAUGGAAGACGAUAACUUUGCAAAGUUACCGAGAAGGCUGCAUAUCGCUGAACUGACAGCUAGUCUACCGGUAUCGUUUGAUCCGAGAGAGAAGUGGCCUGAAUGCCCAUCUUUAAAUGAAAUAAGAGACCAAGGCGCAUGUAGUAGUUGCUGGGCGGUAGCUGCUGUAGAAGUGAUGACUGACCGAUAUUGUAUUGCUUCUCAAGGAAAAAAAAACUUCAAAUUCUCCGCUCAUGACGUAUUGAGUUGUUGCCCGGAUUGUGGUAAAGGUUGCCAAGGUGGAAUACCAUCGAAAGCAUGGGAAUACUGGAGGGAUUACGGUAUCGUGUCAGGGGGGAACUAUAACUCGAACGAAGGUUGUAGACCUUACGAGAUACCACCGUGUGAACAUAAUGUACCUGGUCGCCUGCCGCCUUGUGGCCCUAAAGUAACCACUCCAGAAUGCAUUAAAGCUUGUGUCUCAAGUUACAACAAUGGCACAUAUCCCUCCGAUAAGCAUCAUGGGUUGCAUGUAUACACUUUGCUUCCCAAUGAGGAUCAAAUUAAGGCUGAACUCUUUAUGUUCGGACCCGUAGAAUCGACUAUAGUUACGUACGCAGAUUUUAUUCAUUACAAGCAAGGAGUGUACGUACACACGGAAGGACCAAGGUCUGGCGUUCACUCUGUGAAGAUAUUAGGCUGGGGUGUUGAGGGAGAUCAAAAGUACUGGCUUGUUGCAAAUUCAUGGAACUCAGAAUGGGGUGAUAAUGGAUACUUCAAGAUAUUGCGAGGAGUAAAUCACUGCGACAUAGAAAGCAACGUCGUAGCUGGAGAAACUUUCCUUCUUUGAUUGUUUUCAAAAAUAAAUAAAAUAUAACAGA
This is a messenger RNA of Helicoverpa armigera (cotton bollworm), 1066 nucleotides long. Its product is annotated as cathepsin B. The transcript has a single exon. Gene Ontology annotation, biological process: regulation of catalytic activity. NCBI's taxonomy places the organism in Eukaryota, Metazoa, Arthropoda, Insecta, Lepidoptera, Noctuidae. Bases 25 to 1035 code for a protein of 336 amino acids. Gene Ontology annotation, molecular function: cysteine-type endopeptidase activity. Gene Ontology annotation, cellular component: lysosome. The record is from RefSeq and is a predicted model, not a curated record.